Molecule: messenger RNA, 1085 nt
Organism: Batrachochytrium dendrobatidis JAM81
Lineage: Eukaryota; Fungi; Chytridiomycota; Chytridiomycetes; Rhizophydiales
Exons: 3
Coding region: 1-1005 (334 amino acids)
Biological process (GO): mRNA export from nucleus
Cellular component (GO): nucleus
Molecular function (GO): mRNA binding
Source: RefSeq, a predicted model, not a curated record
AUGACUUUGCCAGACACUCUCACUACUGGUCGUAGACUUGGUGGUAUGACUUCACAAGUUGGCAGGACAAAGCCAUACGACCGUCCAUCCCGUCGAGGCAUGGAUGGCCGUUUUGGCAAUAAAAAGAAUGAUGCAGAUAUGGACAGCCAAUGGCAGCAUGAUAGGUUCUCCAAGGAUGAUGGAGGGAAAGGUACUGGAUUAAGGCAGGAUGCAUCUUACAGUGGCAGUCGUCAUUUGGAUUCUAGAAAACAUACUGUGCUUGUAUCCAACCUUCACUGGGGUGUCUCUGUUCAAGAUUUGGAAGAGCUUUUUGGAAUGGAUCAAGGUCAAUUAUUAUCUGCUAAAAUCAAAUAUGAUACAUCUGGCAGAUCUGAAGGAAUAGCUACGUUGGUGUUUACAUCCUCUGAAGCUGCUCAAAGUGCAGUAGAUGAAUACCACAAGCGAGAGCUUGAUGGUCUUCCACUUCAACUUGAAUUGACCGACUCGGGUAAAUCUUUUUCUGGAAGGCUCGGAUCUGGUGAAAUGGGUAGAGGCGAGAAAGGCAAUACAGAUAUCAUUGAUCGGUUGGGUAAACCAUCAGUGUUUCAAAGACUUGGAAAGUCUUUGGAUGAUAGAUUGGGCCAAAAGGGAUCGAGUACUUUGGCUACCAAGGGACUGAAAAGCAAGCAAGAUGCACGAUAUGAUCGCAGACCAAACCGUGCUGAAGGCGAUUGGCGUGCUGACAAGAUAGAUCUGGAUACACAAAAGACUGAUGGCUACAGACAGUCUGGCCAGAAAAAGCGGCAUGGUGCUUUUUAUCAUGCGGAUACGGAGAUGAGCAUGACAGAUGUUGAUAUGGAUACAGACGUGACAGAGGCUGCACUUGGUACUGGAAGUCGCAAAAAUCGUCAUGGACAUGCCAAUCGUAAUCGUGGCGCUAUCACUCCUCCUACAAGACGUCCAAUUGUAUCGUAUGUAGAUGCGGACCACCCUGCAGCUGAUGGAAAUAUGCUUUCUAAUAUGUGAUAUUCACAUUUGAUUCAAACUGAUUGACUACAUUUAUGCUCAAGUUUUGCAGUAAUUGAAUAGCCUUUUGAUUACCAUUG